This is a messenger RNA of Saccostrea echinata, 657 nucleotides long. RefSeq lists its product as uncharacterized. Gene Ontology annotation, cellular component: membrane. The transcript has 3 exons. The record is from RefSeq and is a predicted model, not a curated record. The coding region runs from base 1 to 657 and encodes 218 amino acids. Lineage: Eukaryota; Metazoa; Mollusca; Bivalvia; Ostreida; Ostreidae.
AUGGCGUUCUUAACAAAACAAGGACUUUCAAAGCUCCGAAUAAUUUCCAUCAUUCUUCUAUCAGUUGCUUUCAUUUUCCAGAUAGCUGCAGUUGCAGCAAACAAAUGGAGUGAAAUAGACUCGGAAUACCAUGGUCUCUCUAUUAAGGCCUACCAGAGCCUUUGGACAGAACACAUUAUAAAAGAUACACCGUCAGCCUAUCCUAAACCUAAAAACAUGGAAGUGGAAUGGAAGAAGGAUUUGCAGAUCAUAGAAAUCAUGUGUAUCGUACUUGGACUGACGUCGCUCACAGUACUGUUGGCAGUCUCCGUGGUUACCAUGGUAGCUACAAGAAUCAUUUUAGCAGGAAUAUUUCGGGCUCUGGCAAUCAUAACGACUAUUGUGACAAGUUUAUUGAUAAUUAUCGGUGCCUUGUUGUACAACUACCAGAAAGUGAAGAUGUUUUCUUUCAAUGCUCGGAACCCCGCCAGUAACUACCCGAUACAGGACGAAAAGGUGUCUUACGGCUUUAUUCUAUCAGUGGUCAGCAGUGUCCUGCUAUCUACAUCAGCUGUGAUAGAAAUAAGUCAGCUGAUCAUCGCUGAUAGUAUGGCUUCCAGUCACAGAGGGAUACAACCACUGAACAACCUAGACAAGAAGCCUGAAGACAAACAUUAA